This is a messenger RNA of Medicago truncatula (barrel medic), 1907 nucleotides long. RefSeq names its product serine carboxypeptidase-like 40. Gene Ontology annotation, cellular component: vacuole. Lineage: Eukaryota; Viridiplantae; Streptophyta; Magnoliopsida; Fabales; Fabaceae. The transcript is spliced from 7 exons. Gene Ontology annotation, biological process: proteolysis. The record is from RefSeq and is a predicted model, not a curated record. The coding region runs from base 299 to 1780 and encodes 493 amino acids. Gene Ontology annotation, molecular function: serine-type carboxypeptidase activity.
AGUCCUAACAUGAUUGGUAGCCAAGAACAAACUCUUAAUGCCCAACUUGAUUCAUAGCCUUAUCAUAUCAAUUUUGGGGGGCUACCCAAUCUUACCCCAUCUUGGUUUCCUAAUUUCAAAAAAAUAAAUAUCAUUUUAUAAUUAUUCUCUAUUCUACAAUAUGAUAGUUACAUGAAACAGCUAGCUACUUUUGGAUUUAUAUACCUCAUAAUCCUCAUACUUUUAAGUUCUCACCUUCAUAUAUAUCUUCAUUCCCCCUUGUGAAUCUUCAUAGAAAGACACAACAAAUAAAAACACAAUGAGAAAAGCAAAUAGUUAUUCUCUUCUUCUAUCCUUUCUAAUUCUUUCAUACUUUGUGAUUGAAAUCCAUGGAAACCAACAAGUUAAAGCUCUUGACAAUCUUCACAAGGAGAAAUACAAAGGAAAUUCACAAAUUGAUAGGAGUGAAUUUGAGGUACAAGAAAUUGUGUAUGAUGAUGCCAUUCAUUCUCAAGAGGGUCUCAAAGAGAAAGAUAGGAUUAAGAGUCUUCCAGGGCAACCAUUGGUGAAAUUCUCUCAAUUUGGAGGGUAUGUCAAAUUGGAUAAAUUGGGUGGUAGAGCCUUUUACUAUUACUUUGUUGAAGCUCAACAUUCUAAAGAAACACUUCCCCUUCUUCUUUGGCUCAAUGGAGGUCCCGGAUGUUCAUCUCUAGCCUAUGGAGCAAUGCAAGAAUUGGGACCUUUCAGAGUAAACAGUGACGGCAAAACACUACACCAUAAUAGAUACUCGUGGAACUAUGCUGCAAAUGUUUUGUUCUUGGAGUCACCUGUUGGAGUAGGAUUUUCUUAUUCAAACAAAUCAUCAGAUUAUAGUACUAAUGGAGACAAGAAAACAGCUACAGAUAACUAUUUAUUUUUGGUAAAUUGGUUGGAAAGGUUUCCAGAAUAUAAAAAUAGAGAUUUCUAUAUUUCUGGAGAAAGUUAUGCUGGACAUUAUGUUCCUCAACUUGGACAUACCAUUCUUUAUCAUAACAAAAAGGCAAAGACAAUCAUCAACCUCAAAGGAAUCUUGAUUGGGAAUGCAGUAAUCCAUGAUCAGACAGACUCACCAGCAAUGUAUGAUUAUCUUGCUAGCCAUGCUAUCAUCUCAGAUGAAGCAGCUUAUGAUAUAAAAAGUGUCUGUGAUUUCUCAUCAGAUAAACUCUCAAAGGAAUGUAAUGCAGUUGCUGAUGAAGUUAAUGAAGAUCUUGCAUUCAUUAAUUUAUAUAACAUUUAUGCUCCAGUUUGCAAAAAUGACAAUCUCACAGCCAAGCCCAAAAAGUACUCUAUUGUGAAUGAUCCAUGUGGUGAGUCUUAUGUGUCUGCCUAUCUUAAUAGAAAAGAUGUUCAAGAGGCCCUUCAUGCUAAUGUCACCAAACUCAAAUAUGAAUGGAGUCCUUGCAGUGAUGUCAUUGGACAUUGGGUUGAUAGUUCUUCAACAGUCCUUCCAAUUUUACAUGAAUUCCUCAAUAGUGGCCUUAGGGUUUGGAUUUUCAGUGGUGACACAGAUGGAAGGGUUCCUGUUACUUCAACUAAGAAUUCAAUUAAGAAAAUGAACCUUCCCAUUAAAACUAGGUGGUACCCUUGGUUGGCUUAUGGAGAGGUUGGUGGAUAUACACAAGUAUACAAGGGAGACCUAACAUUUGCUACAGUGAGAGAAGCAGGGCAUCAAGUGCCAAGUUACCAACCAGGAAGAGCUCUUGCUUUGAUUAAACAUUUCUUAGAUGGGACUCCUCUUCCUGCUCCCAAAUUAAAAUCCUAGUUCCAAUGAAAGCAAAUAAAAUUGUAAUUGGAUUUCUUUAGUUUCCUUCCACUUAUGAUCUUUCAUUGGCUUAGAGUUGUAUAAAUAAUCACAUUUUUUUAAUGAAAUGUCCAAUUUGUCUUAUUCA